AUGGAUAAAGAGUGUUGCUCAACUCACCUCAUAGACGGGGAUGGUAAUUUCAAUGUCGAAGGGGUUGAUCUUUUCAUGAAGGAGGUUAAACUUUCAGAAUGUGGACUUUCUUAUGCUGUAGUAGCCAUCAUGGGCCCUCAGAGUAGCGGGAAGAGUACAUUGAUGAAUCAUCUGUUUGGUACUAAUUUCAGAGAAAUGGAUGCUUUCAAGGGAAGGUCCCAAACCACUAAAGGUAUAUGGAUGGCUAGGUGUGUCGGGAUGGAACCCUGUACCGUUGUCAUGGAUUUAGAGGGUACUGAUGGAAGAGAACGAGGAGAGGAUGAUACUGCUUUCGAGAAACAAAGUUCUCUUUUUGCCCUUGCUGUAUCGGAUAUAGUAUUGAUAAACAUGUGGUGUCAUGACAUUGGCCGUGAGCAAGCUGCAAAUAAACCUCUUUUGAAAACUGUGUUUCAGGUUAUGAUGAGACUAUUUAGUCCGCGUAAGACAACCUUGUUAUUCGUUAUUCGUGAUAAAACAAGGACACCUUUGGAAAACCUGGAACCAGUUUUACGGGAAGACAUUCAGAAGAUAUGGGAUUCUGUCCCGAAACCAGAAGCUCAUAGGGAAACUCCAUUAAGCGAUUUUUUCAAUGUUGAAGUUGUCGCUCUCUCUAGUUUUGAAGAAAAAGAAGAGCUAUUCAAAGAGCAGGUGGCGAGUCUAAGACAACGAUUUCACCAGUCUAUCGCUCCUGGUGGGCUUGCCGGUGAUAGGCGUGGUGUAGUUCCAGCUUCCGGUUUUUCGUUCAGUGCACAACAAAUAUGGAAAGUCAUAAAGGAGAACAAGGACCUUGACCUGCCUGCUCACAAGGUUAUGGUUGCGACUGUCCGUUGUGACGAGAUUUCUAAUGAAAAGUUCUCAUCUUUCAGUGAAAAUGCGGAAUGGCGUGAAUUAGAAGAGACAGUACAAACUGAACCAGUGCGAGGGUUUGGGAAAAAGCUGACGUCAAUUAUGGAUGCUUGUUUAAAAGAGUAUGAUUUUGAAGCCACAUUUUUUGACGAAGGUGUGCGAACUGCAAAGCGAAAAAAUUUGGAAGAUAAGCUUUUACAGCUUGUCCAACCUGCAUACCAAUCCAUGUUGGGACAUAUACGCUCUGGAGCCUUGGAUAAGUUCAAAGAAGCAUUCAACAAUGCCCUAAACGAGGGAAAAGGAUUCUCUGCAGCUUCUCGCGAUUGUGCUAAGCAUUGUAUAUCACAGUUUGAAGAGGAGGCUGAAGGCGUUCAUAUCGAACAAUCAAACUGGGACUCUUCUAAAGUGAGGGAGAAACUCGGCCGAGAUAUUGAAGCACAUACUGAAUCAGUUCGGACUGCCAAGUUGUCUGAGCUUACUAGCACAUAUGAGACAAAGUUAGACGAGGCGUUGUCUGCACCCGUUGAGGCUUUGUUAGAUGGAGCUAGCAAUGACACAUGGCCGGCAAUCAGAAAGCUUCUCCAGCGCGAGAAAGAAAAGGCUGUUUCCGGAUUUUCCGGUUCACUUACUGGUUUUGAAAUGGAUAAUGCAACAAAAGAUAAGAUGGUGUCGAAACUGGAAACGCAUGCAAGAGGGAUCGUUGAAGCAAAGGCGAAAGAAGAAGCUGGAAGAGUUUUGAUCCGUAUGAAAGACAGGUUCACAACGCUGUUUAGUCACGACGCUGAUUCAAUGCCACGUGUCUGGACUGGGAAAGAAGAUAUUCGAGGAAUAACUAAAACGGCUCGUUCUGCUUCGCUGAAGUUGCUAUCGAUUAUGUCUGCUAUCCGGCUGGAAGACGAUGGUGAUAAUAUCGAGAGUUUGUUGUCCCUUGCUCUUAUGGACCCGAAAGCUGCAGCUUCGGGGAAUAAGAGUAUUACAGCAGACCCUCUGGCCUCGAGCAGUUGGGAAAAGAUUCCGCCACCGAGAACCUUGUUAACACCGGUCCAGUGCAAAUCCCUAUGGAGGCAGUUUAAAACUGAGACAGAGUAUACAGUUGGUCAGGCAAUCACUGCUCAGGAGGCCAACAAGAGAAGCAACAACUGGUUGCCACCUCCAUGGGCGAUUUUCGCGUUGCUUAUCUUGGGUUUUAACGAAUUUAUGACCCUUUUAAGAAAUCCUCUGUAUCUUGGUGUCUUUUUCAUGAUAUUUCUGCUCCUCAAAGCCGUCUGGGUGCAAAUGGAUGUGGCCAAUGAGUUUCGCCUCGGAGUUUUACCUGGAAUUAUAUCAGUAUCCACCAAAUUCCUUCCUACUAUAAUGAACCUUGUAAAGAAGCUAGCCGAGGAGGGGACGUCGGCUGCUACUACGAAUCCUAAUCGAAACGCGUCUACUCAAUCGAAUUCCUCUGAGGUAAAUUCAUCUGGCUCUGCACACAACAAAUCGCAGUAAUCAACCAGCCAAUUUAUGUGCACAAUGUUGAAGAUGUUGUUUACUUGUAGGUGUAUUUAUGGGGGUGGUUUAUGAUUUAGAAAAAAGCCACAUUUUUCUAUGUU
Molecule: messenger RNA, 2474 nt
Organism: Salvia hispanica
Lineage: Eukaryota; Viridiplantae; Streptophyta; Magnoliopsida; Lamiales; Lamiaceae
Product: protein ROOT HAIR DEFECTIVE 3 homolog 1-like
Biological process (GO): endoplasmic reticulum membrane fusion
Cellular component (GO): endoplasmic reticulum
Molecular function (GO): GTP binding; GTPase activity
Source: RefSeq, a predicted model, not a curated record